Molecule: messenger RNA, 1104 nt
Organism: Clonostachys rhizophaga
Lineage: Eukaryota; Fungi; Ascomycota; Sordariomycetes; Hypocreales; Bionectriaceae
Source: the annotation of a GenBank genome assembly
AUGUCGACCACAGUAGACAAGAUCAAAGAGAUCGAGUCCGAAAUGGCUCGGACUCAAAAGAAUAAGGCGACGUCGUAUCACUUGGGACAGCUCAAGGCCAAGUUGGCUAAGCUGAAGAGGGAACUUCUGACCCCAAGUGGCGGAGGCGGCGGCGGCGGUGCUGGUUUCGAUGUUGCCAGGACUGGAGUGGCCAGUAUCGGCUUCAUUGGCUUUCCCUCUGUUGGCAAGAGUACUCUCAUGAGCCGAUUGACCGGCCAACAUUCAGAGGCUGCAGCUUACGAAUUCACAACCCUGACAUCCGUUCCAGGUCAGGUUGUCUAUAACGGUGCGCCCCUACAAAUUAUCGACUUGCCAGGUAUUAUCGAGGGCGCGAAGGAUGGCCGUGGACGAGGAAGACAGGUUAUUGCAGUGGCUAAAACCUGCCAUCUGAUUUUCAUCGUCCUCGAUGUGAACAAGCCUUUGACAGACAAGCGGGUUAUUGAGGCUGAAUUGGAAGGCUUUGGUAUUCGGAUCAACAAAUCGCCCCCAAACAUCACCUUCAAGAAGAAGGACAAGGGUGGUCUGAACAUCACGUCAACAGUGCCAUUAAGUCACAUCGACCACGACGAGAUCAAAGCUGUCAUGAGCGAAUACAGAAUUAAUUCAGCAGACAUCACCAUUCGAUGCGAUGCCACUGUUGAUGACUUGAUUGAUGUCUUGGAGGCAAGGAGCCGAAGCUAUAUCCCCGUGGUUUAUUGCCUUAAUAAAAUCGACGCCAUCAGCAUAGAGGAGCUGGAUCUUUUGUACCGGAUUCCUCAUGCUGUUCCGAUCAGCUCAGAGCAUGGUUGGAACGUCGAUGAGCUGAUGGAGGCCAUGUGGGAAAAGUUGAGCUUGAAACGAGUUUACACAAAGCCCAAAGGAAAGCAGCCUGACUAUUCUGCCCCGGUCGUGUUGAGAGCAAACCGGUGCACUGUGGAGGAUUUCUGUAACGCCAUCCACCGAACGAUUGUAGAGCAAUUUAAGACGGCUAUUGUGUACGGCAAAUCCGUCAAGCACCAACCGCAGAGGGUAGGCCUGGGUCACGAAUUGGAGGAUGAGGAUGUUGUUACUAUUGUCAAGCGAUAA